Molecule: messenger RNA, 4148 nt
Organism: Cataglyphis hispanica
Lineage: Eukaryota; Metazoa; Arthropoda; Insecta; Hymenoptera; Formicidae
Gene: vg
Product: protein vestigial-like
Exons: 6
Coding region: 2487-3545 (352 amino acids)
Biological process (GO): regulation of transcription by RNA polymerase II
Cellular component (GO): nucleus
Source: RefSeq, a predicted model, not a curated record
AUAUUUAAAGACGUAUCCUUCUCUAAUAUUUUUACAUUUAUUUACAAAUAUAAAUUAUCCACUUGUAACAUUAAGGAUCAACUCAACGCAUUUUGCCUCCUUCUCGCUCAUCCUUAUGUAAAUUCAAGUUCAUCUUGAAGAGCCUGCCGGAUGUAGCUGAAAUCAAACCGUAAGUCGAUCGAUUGGUGCCACGUGAAAAUGCGAUUUCUACGACAGCAACAUUUCCGUAGGAAUUCCAUCCUGAAGACGCCAUCUUCUCCUCCCCCUUUCUCUCCCUUUCGCCACGGCAAAUUAAGCUUCCCAAAACACCACGAAACUGUUAAUUAAGACUCAUUAUGCGCGUUACAGGGGAUGGUUGCCUGGGAUGGAAGGAAGGUGGCCGUAGCCGUAGCGGAGGAUGAAGACCACGAAGAAGCCGGAGGAAGGGGUAGAAAGUGGCAGGGAGCGGAGAUGAUAGGCGGGGGGGGUUUAACCCGAGUACGAACUUCUUAAUACCACAGCUGUAGUCGGGUUCAUUGUGGGAUCAAUACGGGGAGAGUCCGUGGUAGUGGCAGGCCAAGUGCGAUUGGCUCCAACAAUCGGGCACGGCGAUUGGCCAGCACCGGCACUACCAGGAGGCGGGUUCUAUCGCCACGAACCCGACGUGUUGGGGUGGCGGAAAAGAGGAAGAGGACACGUUGCGGCGAUGCCGCGCGCUCGAAAAGGACGGCGACGGGGACGGCUCGAAAAAAGACAGCGACAAGCUCCAGGGAGAGAGAGGGUGACACACGGUGUCGUGUCUGGGGGAUUUCAGUCUGUGUUCACCCAUGAGAGACACACCACUAGCGGCGACACGCUCCGCUCACGUUGCGAGGGUGAGGGCUCGUUUUUCGCUCGCCAACUGAUCGUUCUUUGCCAUUUGUCUUCCGCGUUGAAUUCAAACACAUCGCGAUCAAAGUCUUAGAUUGGCGAAAAAGAUCUAUGGAAUAAAUUGUGAGACUAGUUGUACAUGUCAUCUUGGACUGCAGGUGGUCCUGCGUAUGACAUAUGAAAUGAAGUGUCGAAGGCGGUGACAGUUCUUGUUACUAAGUGAAGUGACAAUGAAGUGUUAAUAAAGAAAAAAAAAUUAGACAGCGUGACAAUUAGAUAGUACUCUUUGUUGACAAACUGCAAUUGAGAAAGAACAGUUAAAAUUUUUCUAAAUCAUAGAUAAAAUUGUGUGUAUUAGUACAAGUGAUCUGACAGGUGAUAUGAGUUGUAGAGAUCAGUGAUAAUUGACCUGUAUCGAAAACAAAAAGAUACCUGAAAGAAAAAAUAAAAAUUUGGAUAGAAAGAAAAACUUUACAAGUAUUAAUUAUUGGCAUAAAACAAAUUUGGAGAAAUUUCUGAAAACAAGAUCAUAGAAGAGAAAAAGUUUCAUGAGGACUGUUAUCAGGCAUAUGCCUAGCAUAUGCCUUUGUUUAUCUUAUCCAUCUUCGUAGAAUUCUUAGUAAGUAAGAGAUAUUGUAUAUAUGUCGCAAUUCGACAUAUCUAACUGAUGACAAUUAUCUGAGUCCUUUCGCAUUUGCACAACGCACUUACCAAGGCAAAAGAAAGGAGAGCGAUUGACUUGUGCAACUUGCAUUGCUUCGGCUAUCUUGAAGAAUUAACUGCGUGUGUCCAUUAGUACUCGAGAAGUAAGAAAGAACGCGUGGAACUGUUUGUCAUUUGCUAAAAAAUAUUUUGCCGUAUUUUAAUAAAAGUGAGAAGAAUUGUGUCUGAACGAAAUUGAUGAGCAUAUUUUAAACUGUGAUCAGCUUGCAAAUGCCUAAUUUUUUUCUGUUUUCUCCGCGAUAUGCAUGAAGGCAUUUUGUGAUUGUGAUAUAGCGCUGAGAAAAAUUAAACAUUUCUCUAUAAUAAUAUUAUUAAAAAUAAAUUGCCAUUUUAAUAUAUGAACGUGCGCGAGACACAUUCUAAAAUUAUAAAUAUUGAAAUUAAGUAUUAUAUUAUAUAAACAAAUACAUUUAUUAUUAUCCCUGUGUGUUAAUUUACUGACUCGAUAAAUUUUUAAAUAAACGUAUCUUGAACAAUCGAAGUAAUUGGUGUGAAAAAAGAAUAUAAAAGAAGACAAGACACUGUUAACAGCAGUAUCCAAUUUUUUAUGAACGAUACACCAAGCUAUUAAUUACAGCGCUGAUUUCAUAUAUCUGUAAAGAUCGUGAAUAAUUUUAAAUAUUUAAAUCAUCCUGUCAAGCCAUCGAAGAAACUAAAAUUAUUCAUAUAUAUCUCAAAACAGUUGACAACAAUAUAUUAAACUACCUCACUGUCGCACUAUGUGUUACACGGACUGUUAUCCUUAGUGUCGAGUCUAGUGAUUUCGAAUGAUCCUUCACGCUUGAGCCAACCGCGGUGCGCCAUCGACGCAGUUGGAGGACGAGUUAAGGAGUGGUGUUAUUCAAAAGGGUGGUGCGACGUUCGGGUACGCAAGUCUGCAGGCCAGCUCUGGGGUGCCGGGCCCGGGCGGGGUGAUGAGCUGCUCCGAUGUGAUGUAUCAAUAUUAUCCUUAUCUUUACCAGACCCAUCGGCCACCGCCGCCGCAUCCGACUCAUCCCCAUGCGGCCCCGCACAGCCACCCCCAUGCCAAUCCUCACGCGGCCCAUCACAGCCCGGCCAGACCGGCGCCCUUUCAACCCUUCCCGGCGGCUACGGCGACGCAUCAGUAUGACAGGCUGAAUGUUCAUCAACGGUCAUUGGAAGCAGCCGGUAUUGAGCUCUGCGGCACCGGCGGAAGUGUCCCUCAAGGUCAGCCGAGCAGCGCGGGUUCCGUAGGGUCGGCGCCGAGUCCCGCAUCCCCAAGGCCAACGCCGCAACCGCGACCAUCCCUCGCAACCACCACCUCGCAACCCUCGCGAACACUGGACGAUGACAGAUCGACGGAUGGCGUAGGUGCCGGUACCGCCACUGAGGACUCCGACGACGGUGAGAGCAGGGCGCAAUACGUCAACGCGAACUGCGUCGUGUUCACGCAUUAUCGAGGCGAUGCGGCGUCGGAAGUCGAGGAGCACUUUCAGAGAGCCCUCGCUCACGACAAAUUAAAGGAAAAUAUCUCUCCCAUGUCCAUGAGGAAUUUCCCCCCUUCCUUUUGGAAUAGUCAGCAUCCCGGUGAUGUCUACGAGUACCCGACGGAUCCAUGGCACUACCCGCAGUACCAUCACAGAGCUGUGCACGAGUAUCACCACCACAAUAUGGCGGCGGCGGCGAGUUACAGUGGCCUUCUGCUUGGUGGUGCACGCAGCCUCGGCCACCACACGUCUCAUCACGCGGCGCAUCACGCGCACGCUGCAGCGUCCUACAAGGAGUGGACGUCGACGACGCCGUCGCAGUCCCUCGUCGACGCUUCGUCGGCGCCGCCCUAUCCUCACGGUCACUACGCACCCCUCUCCGGUAAGACUCGAGUCUCAAGUUCAGGAUUCCAAGGAUCUCUACUGGUUCUAGGAUCGAGCGUUGGAGAUCGGCAGGAGGCAUGCGGUUUCCUUAAAUUCAGAGGACGACUGAACGAUUGUGUUUCGAUUAAUGAGAAAAUUUAAUGACGCGAUUGGAUCGUAUAUAAAGAUACAAAUGUAAGAGGAACGAGGACAUUGUUGAACAAAAAUGACGACCGGGCGUUCGUCGCGUUGUCGUUUGUUCAUCGUUGUACAUAAUGUUACCUACGUCUUUUAAGGAUCUACUACUAGUAUAAAGAGAAUAGUAUUAGACGAAUUAUAUUUGCGCGCACUAUUACCUUUAUAGUGAUUGCUGUCUGACAUUAAAGAGAGAUUGGCCGUGAGAAUGCGACCGAGAAUCGUCUUCAGCUGGUACAAUAGCGUAGCGCAAUCUAAAACCGUCGAGACACAUCUAAAUUUUCCAAAUAAUUAUAUAAUAUAAUAUGUCUUUGAUUUUGCUACAAGAUAUUAUCUUUGGAUUUUUUAAUUCAUUACGAAUGCGAUGGCUAAAUGAGAAUUGAUGUUUAUGAGCAUUCAAUGAAUUAUUUAUUAAAAGCAAGAUAAGAAUUUAAAAACUAUAUCAGAAAGAGAAAGAGAUUUUUCUUUUACAAUUCAAAUCGAGACAUUACUCAAGAUUAGCAAAUGAUUAUUUGGCAAAUUUAGCUGCCGAUUUAAGUGAAGUAUUUAUUGACCAAUGAUCUUGCCAUA